AUGAUGGCAGGCACACCACCAACAAUGCAUGGCAGGACAGCCAUCAUAUCAGGAUCUUCCACAGGCAUCGGAGCAGCCACUGCACGAGAGCUUUCUUCUCGAGGUGCCAACAUCGUGCUCAACUAUCCAUUUCCUGGAAAUGAGGCCGAAUGCAACGAGGUUGGAGCACAGUUGAAAACUCCAUGGAUAGCCGUGUGCGCCGACCUCUCCACCGUGGACGGGCCUCAGACCCUAGUUGAUGCUGCCGUCGCCCGAUUCGGCCACAUCGACAUUUUGGUCAAUAAUGCCGGCACUGUUACUCGUGGCGCCACUUGGGAGGUCGAUGCGGUUAAAUGGGACCAAGCAAUGGCACUCAACGUUCGAGGUGUCUUCUUGCUGACCAAGGCCGUCCUCCCACGCCUGACACCGUAUAAGCCUUCGUCACCUCCCGCAUUUGCUGGUGUAAAGGGCGGCUCUCGCAUUAUUUGCAUAGGAUCUGGGGCCGGACGACAACCUCAGGACGACUUGCUCGCCUACUCAGCCGGCAAAGGCGCAAUUCACUCCUUGAUCAACCAUUGGGCCAAGGAGCUGCCUCCCAAGUAUGGUUGCACGGUCAACGGCGUAGCCCCAGGCCCCGUCAAAACAGACAAUCUGCGCAGAGAAUACGGAGACCGUUGGGAUGAAGCAUGUGCGAGCUACGCGUCAGUCACACCUUGCGAAGGCGCUAUGGCAGAAGAGGAUGACAUUGCCUGGACCGUGGCAUAUUUGGCCGAGGACCGAUCAAAAUGGGUCAAUGGCGAGUAUAUCAAUGUUAAUGGAGGUCUGAUAAUAGCCUGA
Molecule: messenger RNA, 816 nt
Organism: Cladophialophora psammophila CBS 110553
Lineage: Eukaryota; Fungi; Ascomycota; Eurotiomycetes; Chaetothyriales; Herpotrichiellaceae
Exons: 1
Coding region: 1-816 (271 amino acids)
Molecular function (GO): oxidoreductase activity
Source: RefSeq, a predicted model, not a curated record